CCAUGUUGGUAGCCGCACAGGGUUUUCCUCCGUCAGAGAGCAAAGAAGCAAGCUGCGAAGAUUAUUCUGUUGCGCUCCAAAUAGGGGACGGGUCACAGCUGUAUUGUAUAUUCAGUCUACACGCAUAUAUAUAUAGUCAGGUCCCGUAUUGGAGGCGGAGAUGAAAUAGCCUAGACAAAACGAGGACUUCAACACGCCCAAAGCAAUCGAUCAAUGCGCAUCGCCACUCACGGGAGAAGACUCACAACGGGUACCAGAAAACGGUCUCAUACUACCCCGAGACGGUUGAUUGUGAGAGUGAGAGACACACACCGAAGAGAAGAGGAGAAGAAAAGAGAGAAAAAGGACUACAGAAGAAAAUUGGACUGGAGCAACCACCAAGAAGGAUUUAAGACAUUUUGAAUAACCCCCAAGAAGUUGUUCUAUACAUUUUUAUAACGUUCCUCUGUUUUUUCCUCCUCGUUUGAAUUGAGAACCAUUUACUAAGGAGUGACAGUGACGUUUCCUGUUGUAUUCAUUCUCCUCUUUGUGGUUUACAGUAACAGUUUACUGUAAUUUUGGACCCCUAUGUUGGUUUGGACGAAAGCACACCUGUGACUUUUCUCACAUUCUUGAUUUGGAGCAACUGAGUGUGAGAGGUGUGAAAGCCAGCGGGAGGGAAGGGGAAUUUUGGCUAUUUGUGUCUUUCUCUUUCUCUUUUGUCUUCUCACCUAUCGUUCCAUUUGUGGGUUUAAGAGGAAGAGGAAAAAGGGUUUACAACUGGGUAUCAGUGACAUUCCAUUCUGGUUUCACCCGAGCACAAGUACUCCCGUGUGUGAGUGUGUUUGUGUUCGUGUGUGUGAGGCAAGCUUCCUGACGGUGAUAUAAGACUAAUCAGAGCGGAAAAGGAAAGACGCUACCGUGUGUCACUUUCUGGGAAAAUGGGAUCGGAAAAGGACUCGGAAUCCCCCCACUCCUCGGUGAGCGGCAUUCCCAACCCCAAAUGCCGGGCACCGAGAAAACGCCAAGGACGCAUCUCCUUCCACAGCCUCUUCCACAGCAAACGGGGUUCCCGGAGCGCCAAAGCAGGGGCAGCCACCCCUUUAUCCCAGCUCCACAACCAACAGCAUCAACAACAGCAACUUGCCCCCCUUGUUCCCCCUGUAGUCCCUUCCACACCCGACCCAGCCCCUACCAACACCGCCACGGACCUUCCCCAGGGCCCAGCCACCGCUCAGACCUCCACCCCAGCAGAGCCCCUCUCUUCCAGCCGGACCUCCCUGGGUCCCCCCCAGUCCUCCAGCUCCACCACCUCCAGCUCCUCUCCUCCAGCAGACUUCCUGGAGUGCCCCCUGUGCCUGGUGCCCCAGCCCCCCGAACAGCUCCCCGAGCUGCUGGGCUGCAGCCACCGCUCCUGCCUGUGCUGCCUGCGCCAGUACCUGCGCAUCGAGAUCACGGAGAGCCGCGUCCAUCUCAGCUGCCCCGAGUGCUCGGAGCGCCUGGCGCCUCAUCAGGUGGCGGACAUCUUGGGCGACGCAGCCCUGCUGGAGAAGUAUGAGGAGUUCCUGCUGCGACGCUGCCUGGCCUCCGACCCGGACUGCCGCUGGUGUCCCGCGCCCGACUGCGGGUUUGCAGUGAUCGCUUCGGGCUGUGCCAGCUGCCCCAGGCUGGUGUGUCGUAGAGAGGGCUGCUUGGCUGAGUUCUGUUACCACUGCAAGCAGGCGUGGCACCCCAACCAGACCUGUGACUCGGCCCGCCAGCAAAGGGCAUUCUUCCUGCACCCGCAUAGCAACCACUCACCCAGCUACAUGCAGGAGCACGGGCCUGCUGAUGACAUCAAGCCCUGCCCACGAUGUGGCGCCUACAUAAUCAAGAUGAACGACGGCAGCUGUAACCACAUGACCUGUGCAGUGUGUGGUUGUGAGUUCUGCUGGCUCUGCAUGAAGGAGAUCUCUGACCUGCACUACCUCAGUCCAUCAGGGUGUACGUUCUGGGGAAAGAAGCCGUGGACUCGUAAGAAGAAGAUCCUGUGGCAGCUGGGCACACUGAUCGGAGCCCCAGUGGGCAUCACCCUCAUCGCUGGUAUCGCUGUGCCUGCCAUGGUCAUUGGCCUCCCCGUCUAUGUGGGGCGCAAGAUUCACGCCCAUUAUGACGGGAUGAAGACCAAUCGCCACAGGAGGAACCUGGCCAUCACAGGGGGAGUGGCCCUGUCAAUCGUCACAGCUCCUGUGAUUGCAGCCGUCAGCGUGGGUAUUGGUGUGCCCAUCAUGUUGGCGUAUGUCUAUGGAGUUGUGCCCAUCUCUCUGUGCCGCGGAGGAGGCUGUGGCGUCAGCCGAGGAAAGGGGCGUGGCAUGCGGAUCGACUUUGACGAGGACGAUGGCCCUAUCACAGUGGCUGAUGCUUGGCGGGCCCUCAAGUCCCCCAGCCUGGGUGAGAGCAGCCUGGAGGGGGCAGCCAGUGGCCUCAGCACCACCUCCCCCAGCGAUGGUCUCUCUGUGGCCCCUGGGGUCCUGGGGGACACCCCCCACUUUAACACUUUGGCCGGGGGCGCCCUUGGAGCCAGGACUGGCAAAUACAACAGGUUGGAGCUCCAGGGAGGGGAGUUGGGGAAGGAUGGUGCCCAGAGAGAGACAGGUAGUCUGGGAGCGGGUAGUGACUGUGCCAGCACUCGGGGCAUGGCAGGCUCCAUUAUCUCCUCCUACACACUACCUGACAGGGACUGUAAUAACCUGGAGAUCCAGGUGGACAUCGAGACUAAACCCAGCCACCUCUGCUUGACCAGUGAGGAAGACCUAAACACGCCCCCUGCUGCUAUGGCAGCAUGCCCUGGUUCAGGGGGGGAGGAGCCUCAGGACUGCAGCUCCAGAAGGGGCGGGGCUCUGUUUGGCUCAGGACUAGGCCUGUCUCCAGGGGCGUCGCUCAGGGAGGGGCUUCGCGAUGUCACUUUGGCCCAGCCCGAGAGCAUCCGCAGCGACCUGGAGAUGUCCGAUACCCAAUCAGACGACAUCGCCGAGCUGACGUCAGACGACUGUGAUUCGCCUCAUCUCAAAAGCUGCCGGCCCUCUCAACCCCAGGCCACCUGCAGACCCCUUGUCACCUCCGACAGCCUGCACUGUCCCCCGGAUAACGUCAUCCUCUAUGUUUAAGAGUCCGACUGUCUUUGAGAGCUCUCUAAGAUUGCACAAAUCCAAAAUGUUUUUGUUUUAGCUUUUCUCCAUUGAUUGAUUGAGCGUUUCAGUCAUUUUUUUUGCUGCUUUUUUUGUUUACAAAACAUCUGACCUGCAGACAGCACCUAUCUACACGUGUCUGUCUUCUAUCAACAUGUCGAUCUCCUUGCAGAGAAUUGGCAGGGUUCUACCUCUCUGAGAUUUAAUACAACAAUUUUUGUUUACUUCUUGGUGCAAAAAUGCCUUGGCUACUUAAGCAAACUUUUUUUUUUAAACAAGACGUACAAAUUUGCCACAAGAAAUACUGCAAAAAAAAAAGGAAACAAGGUGAAA
This is a messenger RNA of Oncorhynchus tshawytscha (Chinook salmon), 3479 nucleotides long. RefSeq names its product E3 ubiquitin-protein ligase RNF19B. Gene Ontology annotation, cellular component: ubiquitin ligase complex; cytoplasm. Gene Ontology annotation, molecular function: ubiquitin conjugating enzyme binding; zinc ion binding; ubiquitin protein ligase activity. The record is from RefSeq and is a predicted model, not a curated record. Gene Ontology annotation, biological process: positive regulation of proteasomal ubiquitin-dependent protein catabolic process; ubiquitin-dependent protein catabolic process; protein polyubiquitination. Lineage: Eukaryota; Metazoa; Chordata; Actinopteri; Salmoniformes; Salmonidae. The coding region runs from base 921 to 3125 and encodes 734 amino acids. The transcript has 9 exons.